Molecule: messenger RNA, 655 nt
Organism: Rhodamnia argentea
Lineage: Eukaryota; Viridiplantae; Streptophyta; Magnoliopsida; Myrtales; Myrtaceae
Product: protein NOI4-like
Exons: 3
Coding region: 188-412 (74 amino acids)
Source: RefSeq, a predicted model, not a curated record
CCAACAAAGGCAGCCCCGCGUAGGAGACGAGUCCAGGUCGUGGGCAACGCAAAAUCUCUCCGCUUUUGCGUUUAUAUCAACUCUCUCUGCCCCCUAUGUCGACCAUGUCACCUGAAUCGGUCGAUUCGAUUCCGUUCACAUUCGCUUCUAUCGGUUCGAUACUCGAUUCGCCUAGGAAUCUCCAACCAUGUCUUCGGAAGAGGGACGGCCAUUGCCAAAAUUUGGGGAGUGGGACGUGAAUGAUCCGGCCUCAGCUGCUGGAUUCACUGUCAUAUUCAACAAAGCUAGAGAAGAGAAGAAGGCGGGAGGACCAGCCGAGAGCGUGAUGUCGCAGAGGAAGCACGAAGGUUCCCGUACAGAAAAAGAUAAACACAAAUACUCCAUUAAGAGGAAGUGGUUUUGCUGCAGUUGAAUCGGACUUUUUGCAAAGGCUGAGGUUAGCCAACAAUAAGGAUACAGUAUAAGCACGUUGUAGGUGACUGGCUAUAAGUAGUCAUUCAUCUCAAACUAAGUGAUGAUUGGUUAACAGUAGUUUUCUCUCUACAGCUUUUUUCUUUCUUCUUUCAGUUAUAUCUUUUAGUGAGGAGACACAUGUACAGUACGGACUGGUGUCGGAUAUACUUAAUGAUAAUCAAGUAGAGCAUAUUUGUGGAAA